CAGUUCAAAAGUAAUCUACAGUUGUAUGCUGAGCUGCCUCAAUAUGCAGCACUGCACCUAGCACUAGAUGUUUGCAUUGUUAGAAUCAGGGUUGAGGCAGCUUUUGAAAUGCUUCCUUCUGUAAAUAAUUUCUCAUUUAAGCGGUCAUCCCCUGGGAUAACUUGGUUGUCUUGACAUAGUGGCUGGAUCAUAAGCUCAUUGCAGAGACAAUAGCCCCUAGCUAUAAGAGUUUCACGCUUUGCUUUAGCCUUUCUAUAGAGCUUGUUGCGUAGACACUCUUAUGCACAAAUUGCCUUCAGGGUUAUUGUCAUUGGGUACCAGCUUUUCUUUGUUUGUUCUCCAGUACCUUAUGGGGGAACUUUAUACAGACUAUUCCACCUUGAUCCAAAUCUCCUGUUACUUUCUACUCCUCUUCAGGCUGCUUUCGUUAAACCCACUCAGCUUCCCGUUCCCUGUCCUGUUUGGUAGGCUCCCCUUGCGUCCCACCAUGAGGCAUACUUACAUAGUGAAACUAAGUAUUAACUGUUUUAUCACCGUUUUGUUCUUUCAUGUUGCAGUUUUUUGAUCUGCCAGGAAAUUCAACCUGCUUCAAUUUUCUGCUUUUCUUUAUCCCGGAUGAUUCUAUCCCCAUAUUUAUUAUACAGUCUUCUUUAGCUCUUGUGUGCUAUGUUUAAGGAUAAUCAUUGUUUACAAGAACAUACAAGAAAGAAAAGACAGCCUGACUUGUUGGUUACUAGUCUAAAGAAAUUCUUCAUGCUGUGGUGUGUAUAAUAGGUAAUAAGAGCACCUUAUUUUCUCUAGAAUCAUCAAGCCCCAGUUAUAACAAUGCAAAUCUAGUGGUUGCCAAAGGGAACUCUUAUGAUUAACAGGUCAGAUGGACACAAAAUCUGUAACGUGUCUUAUCAACAACAUUUCUCGAUUCAUUAAUCUAGUUUCAUCUCAGACAAUGAAAGCUAUGCCUCUUCAGAAGGAUUACAGGCAACUAGUUGGUGUACUGAAGCUUUUGAAGGCAGUUCUCGAUGAAAUUGUUGAUUACAAAAUUCCUACAGAUGAAUUCCUAUAUAAAGAAUGUGAAGAACUUGACGUGGCUGUUAAUGAGACAAGGGACUUCAUGGAAAACUGGUCUCCAACCAUGAGCAAAAUUUGCAGUGUUCUGAGGAGUGAGCCAUUGUUGAUGAAAAUUUGGAGCUCAUCGCUCAAGAUUUGUCACCUUCUCUAUAGAUUGUCAAAGUCAUCUCCAUCUACUUUAAGUUCAACUGUUGUGCAGCACUGUAUGCAGGAACUUCAAUUUCUGAAGCUGGAAAGAAUAACGGAAUAUAUAGGAGAGGCUCUUCGAAGUGAAAGAGAUGAUAUUGUUCCCUGCACAGAAAAUCUGGUGAAGAUUACUGAGUUCCUUAGUUUGACAACAAACCGGGAACUUCUAAAAGAAAGUAUUUCUGUGGAAAAAGAGAGAAUAAAUACCCAGGUUAAUAACGUGGAAGGGGAAUCAGAUCAACUCUUCCAAAUAGUGAAUCUUGUCACCCACAUUCGUGAUUGCAUGGUUAAAAUUCAACGGUUUGAAGCCACAACUGGAGUCCUUGUCCCUUCAUACUUCCGAUGUCCUUUAUCAUUGGAACUCAUGUUGGAUCCUGUAAUUGUGGCUUCAGGUCAAACCUACGACAGGUCUUCCAUCCAAAAGUGGCUUUAUAAUGGGUUGACUAUUUGCCCAAAAACUCGUCAGACACUCACACACACAAACCUCAUUCCCAAUUAUACAGUAAAAGCCAUGAUAGCAAACUGGUGUGAAGAAAACAAUAUAAAACUUCAUAACUCUGAGCGCACUAAUUUUGUCUCAGUGUCAUCACCAUCAGAUCAUGCAUCUCCACGAGAUUUAAUUCAUACAGAUAGUUCCUCUUGUUCUUUACACAGUAGCAAGAUGACAUCAAGAUCCUCUCCCGAAGUUGGAAAUGAAUUUCAGAAGCAAAAGAGUGAGGUUUUGUAUAGAUUAGGUGUGGAGAAAUCCAACGGCGGAUUCCAAAUCAAGGAUACAGAAAACUUUGACCAUGCACCCCCUGAUCAGUCGUAUAUUCAUCACAGGAAUGAACCGGCCUCACGGGCCAUUUCCAGUGUUGAUUAUAUGCCUCCAUCAACGGAUCAGUCAUCAAGAACAUUUAACAAGCAUGAAAAUGUGAAUGAACUGUCUGGAGAAAUCACAACUGAAUUUCCUGCUGCUUCUCCUCAUUAUAAUGCACUGGGAUUUACCCCUUGGUUAUCAGGAAAGAAAUUUGACAGCUCCCAAACGAAAGUUGAAGUAGCAGGGAAUAGAAACCAUAAUUACUUCAGAGAAAACUCGCUCCCAUUUUUGGACUCAGGAUCUGAUGAAUUGACCACUAUUUCCCAUAUCAAGAAAUUGAUUGAAGACCUUAAGAGGCCAUCAAAUGAAGUGAAAGCUACAGCUGCAGAAGGGUUGCGGCUUCUUACAAAGCACAACAUUGAGAAUCGCACCAUUAUUGGCCAGUGUGGGGCUAUUGCACCUUUGCUUUCAUUGCUGUAUUCAGAAAUGAAGCUAACCCAGGAACAUGCUGUUACGGCCCUUUUGAAUUUAUCAAUUAAUGAAAACAAUAGGGCCAUGAUUGCUGAAUCAGGAGCUAUAGAACCACUUAUCCAUGUUCUGAAAACGGGAAAUGAUGGAGCGAAACAAAAUUCUGCAGCCGCUCUAUACAGCCUCUCUGUAUUAGAAGAAUACAAGGCAAAAAUUGGUCGUUCUGGUGCAGUUAAAGCAUUGGUGGAUCUUCUAGGCUCAGGGACUCUUAGAGGGAAGAAAGAUGCUGCUGCUGCUUUGUUUAACCUAUCAAUUUUUCAUGAAAAUAAGGCUUGCAUAGUUCAAGCCGGAGCAGUGAAGCACCUUAUUGAGUUGAUGGACCCUGCUACAGGGAUGGUUGACAAGGCUGUCGCUCUUCUAACAAACCUUUCGACAAUAGCGGAGGGGCGUUCAGCAAUUAAUCAGAAAGGGGGUAUCCCUUUACUGGUUGAGAUUGUUGAAGCGGGAUCUCGGAGGGGAAAGGAAAAUGCUGCCUCCAUACUGUUGCAAAUGUGCCUCCACAAUCCCAAGAAUUGUACCCUGGUGCUGCAAGAAGGCGCUGUCCCUCCCUUGGUUGCCUUAUCUCAGUCUGGCACACCCAGAGCAAAGGAAAAGGCUCAACGGCUUCUCAGUCACUUCCGUAAUCAGCGAGAAGAGGUUGCAGGGAAGGGAAAAUAAUGAAGAGAAAAAUUUUGUUGGUUUUCUUUUAUAUAUAUAUAGUUUUGCACUUUUAUACUUGUCAGUUGCUCUUCUUCAAGAUUUUCCUUUAGAGCUUUUUUCCCCAACACAUUCUUUAGUUUCAUAUAUGGCCUUUGCAGCAUAGAACUAUUUUUUUCUCCCUUAUCCUUCGUUCUUGUGAUAGUGAUGGAUUUGUGGUGAUGUGCAAAAUGGGACUGGAUUUUGGACACGGUACUAAUUUUAGUUUCCCUGAUAACAUAGCUUGGCCUGCAUGAUGUGUUGUUUUUAGGUCCUCAAUCAGUGUUGUAUUUGUAUUGUAUAUAUCCUACCAUGUUUAUGCUAUAUAUGUCAUAUACUCGUCU
Carya illinoinensis is the source of this 3600-nucleotide messenger RNA. RefSeq names its product U-box domain-containing protein 3-like. The transcript has 5 exons. The record is from RefSeq and is a predicted model, not a curated record. Gene Ontology annotation, biological process: protein ubiquitination. Gene Ontology annotation, molecular function: ubiquitin-protein transferase activity; protein binding. Gene Ontology annotation, cellular component: nucleus; cytoplasm. The coding region runs from base 875 to 3238 and encodes 787 amino acids. NCBI's taxonomy places the organism in Eukaryota, Viridiplantae, Streptophyta, Magnoliopsida, Fagales, Juglandaceae.